This is a messenger RNA of Pyrus x bretschneideri (Chinese white pear), 3270 nucleotides long. RefSeq lists its product as uncharacterized. The record is from RefSeq and is a predicted model, not a curated record. The transcript has 6 exons. Lineage: Eukaryota; Viridiplantae; Streptophyta; Magnoliopsida; Rosales; Rosaceae. The coding region runs from base 475 to 3069 and encodes 864 amino acids.
UGUGUAUUGGAGACGGGGCGGAAGAUGGAACCUUCGCUUUCUGGUCGUUCAUUCCAUUCCACAGUAUUCCAAUAAUUCAAGAUAUUUGUACCAUUAUUUUGUCAUACGAUAUAAUCCUACUCAACUUCCUUCUCGUAUCUUUGGAUUUCCCUUCUUUUUCUUCCUUUCAAAAUCUAUCUCAAUUUCGUUUGCUGCAGGAAAAAGACUUCUCCGUCGUCCUCAAAUUUCCCACUCAUCACACAUCUUAAUUCGUUUUCUGAAACCUGACAUUCCUGCUGGACUCCCUCAGCGUCAGAAGUCCAGUUGGCGUGUUUGGUUGCCGAGAAAACAAGCUCAGAAAACGGUUAUAAUCCGACUGCUGCAGUGUCAUUGUGUCCUUUCGGUGGAUAAAAGGUGUUUGAUUUAGGUAAGAAUGGGGUAAGACAGAGAGAAGUGGAAAAGGAGUGACAUCCUUCUGGUAGAUCCAGUAGCUGCAUGGGCAGCUUAUUGCACCUUUUAAAUUUCAACCAGGACACCAUGGCCAGAAAGCUUUUUACACACAAGAAGCAUGAUGGUGGCCUUGAUGCUCCAAGAAAUAGCCUGGAAAUGCAGGUAGAACCUCAGAGCUAUUGCGAUGCUGGAGAUUUGCCGGUUGAAGAAGACUGGUCUAAAAAGAAUAAUCCAUUGGAACAAAGUUCAAUGAAGAAAUUAAUUAAUGACGAAAUAUCCAAACUUUCAAGUACCAGAAAAAAUGCACCAAACAUUGUGGCUCAACUAAUGGGAAUGGAUAUGUUUCCAGUGGAACCGAAAUCUGCAGUUCAGCCUCUGGAAGAAAAUGGAAAAAAUAGGAGAACGAAGUCUUUGAAAAAGGAAAUUAAUGGAAGGACCUCAGUUGGUCAUCUUUCUUCUAAGCUAAAUUCUUCAGGGCAGAUGGAUCUUGAUUCGUAUUAUCACAGUAAUGAGAGAGAUGCCACUAGGUGGAGUGAUAACCAGAAAAUCGAAAAUCCAAGACGUAGAGUACAUCCUCAAGAAGAAGAACUGAAAAAGUUCAAGAAAGAAUUUGAAGCAUGGCAAGCUGCCAGGUUUAGGGAAUGCUCAAGGAUUGUCGAAAUUGACAGCGACCUCAAUGAGGAAAAGAUGGUGGUUUCAGGGCAUAGAGCAACUGAAAGAACAUUAGAACAUAAGGAUCAUGCCGUCAAAGCAAUCUCUCAUGAAGGUGGUGUUUUGGAACGUAGAGGAGAUGAGUUUUCGGAACUAUUCCCAGCCGAGCAGACGGAGUAUUUGUCUUCAAGAAGCAGAAGAACCAUGAGCUUAGACUUUGAGAAAUCUACCCUGAUGAACAGUAAGAAGAGAUUCGAGUCAUUCGACGCAUCUUCUGCUCCUACAAGGAUAGUUAUCUUAAGACCUGGUCCUGAUAGACUUUGCAACCAUGAAGAGACUUGGGCAGGUUCUUCAAACACUCUAGAGAGGAAAGGUGGUAUAGAAGAUUUUCUCGAGGAGGUGAAAGAACGACUGAGAUGCGAGCUGCGAGGGAAAAUGCAUAUAAGGGGUUCUGUUGUCCGAGGAAGUGGAAUUGAGACCCCAUUUAGCGAACAGCCAUCAGCUCCGAAGCAAAUUGCUCAACACAUUGCAAACCAGGUCAGAGAAAGUGUGACUAGGGACCUUGGCAUGAAUUUGCUGAGAUCAGAAUCGACAAGAUCAUACAGAAGCGAAAUGCAGUUCAAUGGAUCAGGUUCCCCGGAGUUCAUGCAUAGAGAUACUAAAAGAAUUUUGUUAGAGAGACAAGGAAAUGUUUCAAAAAUAGAAACAAAACUUCGUGUUCCUGUAUUAGGUUCUGGGAGAUCUAGGUUAUCUGCAUUAGACAACGAAAGGGAAAGGGGAAUAGUGAAAUAUGAACACAAAAAAAACAGAUCAUUCAGACAUGGAUCACAUGAAGAUGAGGUGCUUGGUAGAGAGUUGUCGCCUAGAAAUUUCAUUAGAUCUUUAUCCGCCCCAGUACCCGGAACAUCCUUUGGGAAACUUCUUCUUGAGGACCGCCAAGUUUUAACAGGUGCUCACAUUCAGAGGAAGCAUGAAGGCAUUGGACAUGUGUCCAUGGAGAUGAAACAUCAGAAGAAAGAAAGGUUUAAUUUUAAAGAAAAAGUUUCCAAUUUCCGAUACAGUUUUAUGCUUAGGGGAAGGCUUUUUUGCAAAAAAAAUCAAUCAGUUCUAGAAUCACUUCAUACUGAACGGUAUCCUAUGAAGGAUAUCAUGAGCGGCCCAACAGUGAUUACGAACUCUGGAGAGAGACAUGAUAAUUUCACUGAGGUGCCUCCUAGUCCCGCAUCUCUGUGCAGCACUGCUCAGGAAGAUUUCUGGAGGCCAACUGAUUAUCUUAGUCCAAUAUCAACUCCGAGUGCAACUCCACGAGAAGAUAGUAUCAUGCCACAGGCUUUUAGAGAUAUCAGCGAUAAUCUGAGGGAGCUACGAAGACAACUGAACCAACUCGAGUCUAAUGAGCCCGAGGACAUAAAAGUUGAGGAAACAGUUGAGUCUGAAAUGGCUAGGUUAGACAACCCAGCAGAGGUUUACAUACGAGAUUUGCUUGUCGCUUCUGGUUUGUAUGAUGGAUCAUUUGAGAAAUCAAUAUCGAGAUGGGACACAAUUGUGAAGCCAAUCAGCAACUCAGUGUUCGAAGAAGUGGAAGAAUCGUAUAAAAACUUGGCCAACAAGGAAGAUCCUUCAGCAAAAGAUCACAAUGAGAGGGUAGAUUACAAAUUGUUACACGAUCUGUUAAACGAAGCUCUUUCAACUGUUCUCGGACCACCAACAAGCAUGUCUAAAUUCAGGAGAAAAAUGGUCAGCUCCUCUGCGCUGCCAGUGUUGCGCGGCAAGAAGUUGUUGAAUUGUGUGUGGGGAAUCAUCAGCGAGUGCCUGUACCCUCCAACUGAUGUACCCUAUUACUCGCUUGAUGAUAUGGCAGCCGGGGACCUGGGAUCAGCUCCUUGGUCGAGAUUGAUGGACGAGGAUGUUAACGCUCUGGGAAAAGAGAUGGAACGCCUAAUCAUGGGGGAUCUUGUGCAGGAAAUUUUGGAUGAACUGAAGUCAUGAUGGAUCUUAUGGAUGAAACUUGUUUUUUUGGGCACGAGUUAUUAGUGAGUUGAGCAUAUAUUUGAAGGAAGUAAAUAUGUUUGUGUUAGUUUUUGUAUAUACAUAUGCGUGUGUGUGUUCCUUGUGGGGUUUGUGAGAUUAGGAAAUAAGAGUAGUACUUUCACUCGAAAUAUAUGAUAUUGCAAGAGACUUGUUAUUCAA